UGCUCACAUCUUAUAAUUACAGCAGUGGCUGAUGUACAGACAACGAUGCAUAAAGUCGCGCAUUCGUAGUCAUGAAUUUAUAUUUUUCAAUAUGUAUACUUUACCAAUUACAAUUUACAACGAGCACAUUUUUUCCAGACGCUUUGUUAUCUGUGCCAAAAAUUAUAAAACGCCAUAACUAUAACUGCGAAACUCAUAUUGUUAAAACGGAAGACGGUUAUUUACUAGAGAUUCAUAGAAUACAAAAGAAACAAAAUAUCGUUAGAAAUCAUCCAGUGUUCUUGCAGCAUGGGAUAUUAGCAAGCUCUGCUGACUGGGUCAUUGGUGGACCAAAAAAUGCUCUAGCCUAUCAACUUUCAGAUCAAGGUUUUGAUGUAUGGUUAGGCAAUUUAAGAGGUAACACGUAUUCUCGGUCUCACAUUAGUUUAGAUCCGGAAAGUCAAGAAUUUUGGGAUUUCAGUUUUCACGAGAUUGGCUAUUAUGACGUGCCUGCUACGAUUGAUUACAUACUAGAACAAACAAACAAGGAGCAAUUGAUCUACGUGGGACAUUCGAUGGGUACCUGCAUAUUUUUUGUGAUGUGCUCCACGCGACCGGAAUACAAUGACAAAAUAAGAACUCAAAUCAGUUUGGCUCCAAUUGCGUUUGUCAAUAAUAUGAAGUCCGUAUUACUCAAUUCGUUAGUGCCUUAUGCAGAUAAAAUUAACAAAAUUGCAAAUUUGUUUACCAAUGGCGCGUUCUUACCACAAAACGCUGCCAGUAAGUUAGUUAGUAAGUAUUUAUGCGGCGAAAAUAUGGCUAAUGCAACAUUAUGCAAAAAGUUUAUCGUGUACGAAAUAUUCGGAGAAGAUCCUGUAGAAUUUAACGCGGAACUGUUACCAAUUAUUCUGGCUCAUAAUCCAGCUGGAACAUCAACAAAAACUCUAACCCAUUUUGCACAAGAGUUCAUAUCAGGAAACUUCCAGCAGUAUGAUUAUGGAUCCGAAGGCAAUAUUAAAAAAUAUAACUGUGUAGAACCUCCAUUGUAUAGUUUAAGUAGUGUGAUUGCACCGGUACUCUUUUACCAUGCAACAAAUGAUUUACUAUCAGACCCUAAGGAUGUUAUGGAACUUUACACUCGUUUGCCGAAUCGUUUGGGAAAACAUCUUAUCAACUAUGAAAGGUUUAACCACGUUGAUUUUUUAUACAGUCGCAACGUUACCAGACUACUAUAUCGAAGCGUUUUAAGUUCAAUAAAACAUAUUGAUAGCUCGUUUUGGAUCCCAUACUUCGACAGAAAAACUUUUUUCAACAACACCAUAGAUUACAAUAGAUGCGAAAAAAAGUAUAAAAACGAACAAAGUUUAUGGUAUAAACUCAUGUCGUAUGUAAGAAAAACACCAGAAUUACAUCCAAUAAUCAGCCCAGAUGAUAACGAACUAGGAAACAAACCUAACGAGACGAUGUUGAAUGCAUGGGAUCAUAUAUUCAAUGAAUAAUAUGGAUAACUCAUAAUAAACAUGUGUGUUAUAGAC
Adelges cooleyi (spruce gall adelgid) is the source of this 1514-nucleotide messenger RNA. Its product is annotated as lipase 3-like. Gene Ontology annotation, biological process: lipid metabolic process. The record is from RefSeq and is a predicted model, not a curated record. The transcript has 8 exons. Bases 72 to 1478 code for a protein of 468 amino acids. NCBI's taxonomy places the organism in Eukaryota, Metazoa, Arthropoda, Insecta, Hemiptera, Adelgidae.